Messenger RNA from Prosopis cineraria, 1154 nucleotides. Its product is annotated as calreticulin-3-like. Gene Ontology annotation, cellular component: endoplasmic reticulum membrane; endoplasmic reticulum. The coding region runs from base 91 to 1110 and encodes 339 amino acids. The record is from RefSeq and is a predicted model, not a curated record. The transcript has 10 exons. Lineage: Eukaryota; Viridiplantae; Streptophyta; Magnoliopsida; Fabales; Fabaceae. Gene Ontology annotation, biological process: protein folding. Gene Ontology annotation, molecular function: calcium ion binding.
UGAAACGUCCUAUUUAAAGCAACUUUUCCGUGCACUGUCUUCUGCCGCUGCUUCCUGAAGAUUGAAGAAGGAAAGAAUCAAAGAAAUGAGAUGUCUAAUCUUAAGCCUGGGCUCCCCUUUCUUUUACUUUUAGCUUUGCACUCUUCCUUCCUCUUUGAUUCUGCCUACUCUGAGAUAUUUUUUGAGGAGACAUUCCAAGGUGGCUGGGAGGGCCGUUGGGUUUUAUCCGACUGGAAGAGGAGUGAAGGAAAGGCAGGCACCUUCAAGCAUACGGCAGGAAAGUGGUCUGGAGAUCCCGAUGAUAAAGGUAUCCAGACAUUUAGUGAUGCCAAGCAUUUUGCAAUAUCCGCAAAGAUACCAGAGUUCAGCAACAAGAACAGAACUCUAGUGGUCCAGUAUUCUAUUAAAUUUGAGCAGGACAUUGAAUGUGGUGGUGGUUACUUGAAACUUCUUUCUGGUUAUGUCAAUCAGAAGAAAUUUGGUGGUGAUGCUCCUUAUAGUUUUAUGUUUGGACCAGAUAUAUGUGGCUCACAGACUAAGAAGCUCCAUGUUAUAGUUUCGUACCAGGGGCAGAAUUACCCUAUUAAGAAGGAUCUUCAGUGUGAAACAGACAAAUUGACUCAUUUCUAUACAUUUAUUCUGAGGCCUGAUGCUUCUUAUAGUAUCCUGGUUGACAAUCGAGAAAGAGAUUCUGGAAGCAUAUACGUAGAUUGGGACAUCCUUCCUCCACGUAAAAUCAAGGAUGUAAAUGCAAAAAAGCCAUCUGAUUGGGAUGAUAGAGAGUACAUCGAAGACCCUAAUGAUGUCAAACCAAAGGGAUAUGAUUCCAUUCCAGCUGAAAUUCCUGAUCCAAAAGCCAAGAAGCCAGUUGAUUGGGAUGAGGAAGACGAUGGAAUAUGGAAGCCCACCAAAAUUCCUAAUCCCGCAUACAAAGGACCUUGGAAACGCAAGAAAAUCAAGAACCCCAACUACAAGGGAAAGUGGAAGAUUCCAUGGAUUGAUAACCCAGAAUUUGAGGAUGAUCCUGAUCUUUAUGUGUUGAAACCAAUCAAGUAUGUGGGCAUUGAAGUGUGGCAGGUUAAAGCUGGUUCAGCUUCGACAAUAUCUUAAUCUGUGAUGACCCGCAGUAUGCUAGACAGGUUGUGGAAAUUUUA